Messenger RNA from Dermochelys coriacea (leatherback sea turtle), 1812 nucleotides. RefSeq names its product proline rich and Gla domain 2 (gene PRRG2). The coding region runs from base 277 to 894 and encodes 205 amino acids. Gene Ontology annotation, molecular function: calcium ion binding. The record is from RefSeq and is a predicted model, not a curated record. The transcript is spliced from 7 exons. NCBI's taxonomy places the organism in Eukaryota, Metazoa, Chordata, Testudines, Dermochelyidae. Gene Ontology annotation, cellular component: extracellular region.
CGCUCCCCCGCCCUCACCUGGGCUGGAGCUGCUGUCUCUGUCCAAAACAAGAACCCAGGCGUCCGGGUCCCUGGGAACCUCAAGCCGUUCGGGCUCCCGCUCGCCGCGCUCUCCUGGGAUCAGCCCCACAUAGCUGGACGGCUCCCGGGGGGCUGGGUUACGGGCAGAGCCCCUUCCCCCCCUUUUCUGGCCGGCCCUUCCCCCUCUUUCUGGCCGGCCCUGCCCCGCCCCUUCCCAGACGGCCGGCAGGUCCCCUGUCCCCCCCCCCACCUCAUCAUGUGGAGGGCACCCAUCUUGCUCCUGCUGGGCCAGGCUUUCACCUCCGCCUUUGCCAACACCCCCCACAGGCAGCAACUCCAUGCACCACUGGCGGGACAAGUGUUCCUGGGUGCAGACGCCGCGCAGGGGUUCUUGGGGCGCCGGCUCCUCUACAAUCACUGGGACUUCGAGCUGGUGACGCCGGGGAACCUGGAGCGCGAGUGCUGGGAGGAGGUUUGCAACUAUGAGGAGGCGCGGGAAGUUUUCGAGAACGACUUUGCAACAAAAGCCUUUUGGGACUCUUAUCCCCACAAUGGGAAAGGCGGGAGCUCAGACAGCCCCGGGGUGGACGUGGCCGGGCUGGUGGCCGGGCUGGUGGCCGGGCUGGUUCUGAUGAUCAUGGUCGGCGUCAUUGCCAUGUACUGGGUCAAGUACCGGUCCAAGGAGUGCAGGCAGCACAGCGUCCACAUCCCCCUGAAUCCAGCUUUGCCCCUGACCUGUCUCCCUGGGGACCCCAAGCCUCUGAGGCCCCCCGGGCUGCCCUCGUACCAGGAGGCACUGGAGGCGUCGGGAGUCCACGACGCGCCCCCCCCACCGUAUCCCAGGGCUCCCAGCUCUUCUGCCCAGCCCCGCUGAUCAGACCCACAGCCACUGGAUUGCUGCUGGAAGGGGGAGGGAGAUGGGACGAGUGUGCAUCCGUGGGACGUGUGUGGAUGAAUGUGUGAGAGGCAUGCUGAGUGUGCAAAUGGGGUGAAUGCACAAGGGUGAGUGUGCAAGGUGAGUGCAUGCAUGAGGCACAGGGGUGUGUGCAAAGGGGGUGCAAGGCAGGAGGCACAUGGGACUGUGGUGAGUGUGUAAGGCUGGGAGGCGCAUGUGACGGAGGCAUGUAUGUAAGGCACAUGAGUGCAUGUGCGUGAGUGAGACAUGAGGGUGCAUGUGAAUGUGAUGUGGGGUGAGUGUGUGAGGCCGGGGGGCAUAUGUGAUGGGGAGCGGGUGUGCGAGAUACACAGGGGUGUAUGAAGUGGAGGGAGUGUGCAAGGAUGGGGGACAUGAUGGGAAGCGGGUGUGUGACAUUGGGGCAUGUGUGGUAUGGGAUGAGUGUGCAAGGCUAGGGGCAUGUUCAACAGGAAUGGGUGAGUGUGCCAGACACAGGGACAUGUGUGGUGGGAAUGGAUGAGUGAGAGACAGCAGGUGAGCACAUCCAAGCGUGCGAGACAAGUUUGUGUGUGGAGGAAUGAGGGGGCACAAACACGCUGGGUGGUGUGCAUGUGUGCAACAGGGUGAGUGUGAGGAUGAAGCAUGUGUGCAAGACACAAGCGCAUGCAUGUGCUGUGAAUGGCGUCUGACAGAGUGCAGGGCACUGGGAGUGCACCUGGCCCCCCAGCCCUCUGUCUAUCCCAUUCGGCGGCACAGAGGAGCUGGCCAGGGAUGGCGCUGAGCCGUGAGGGUCACCUGGCCCCGAUUCCCCCUGGAGCCUGCUGCACCGGGGCUGGGACCCCGCCUCCCACGCCGGGAUUGUUGUCAGAGAAAUAAAGCGCCAGCUGUUUGCUAGAA